CCUCGUCGCCUGCCGUACUGAACUACAAUUCCGCCCGGGACUACAUUCUCCAUGAGUGUCGCGCGAGGAGCGCCGCUAAACUCUCUUCAACACACAAACGAGACUAAUAAUCACAAACAACCGAUUUUGGAGGAAGAUGAGGGUGAAGGAGAUACUCCGGACGGCCACACAGGCAUGGAGUCCUGCAAAAAAGCAUCCCACCUACCUGGCCUUAGGCACUGCUGCACAGCAGCUGGACGCGUCCUUCAACACCAGCUCUGCUCUGGAGAUCUUUGAGAUGGAUUUUGCGGAUACAUCCAUGGACAUGAAGCUCAAAGGAACUCUGCCUACAUCCAACAGGUUUCACAGUCUGAUUUGGGUGGAGUUUGAAAUGAACGUGAAGGGAUCGGGGCGUCUCAUCGGAGGCAGUGAGAACGGCACCGUGACCGUUUUCAACCCAGACUCCAUUCUCACCGCGGGAGAGGACGCCGUGAUCGGACAGUCCAACAAACACACGGGACCCGUGCGUGCGCUCGACUACAACCGCUUCCAGAGUAAUCUCAUCGCGUCAGGAGCCAAUGAUUCCGAAAUAUACAUCUGGGACUUGAACAACUUCAGCAAUCCCAUGACGCCGGGUGCAAAGUCACAGCCGGCGGAGGACGUGAGCGUGGUGGCGUGGAACAGUCAGGUGCAGCACAUACUGGCAUCCGCAAACCCCAGCGGGAAAGCCGUCGUCUGGGAUCUGAGGAAGAACGAGCCCAUCAUCAAAAUCAGUGACCACAGCAACAGAAUGCACUGCUCUGGGAUGUUGUGGCAUCCAGAUGUGGCCACUCAGCUGGUUCUGGCGUCAGAGGACGACAGACUUCCUGUCAUACAGAUGUGGGAUCUCCGGUUUGCAACCUCACCUCUCAAAGUCCUGGAGAAUCACACCAGAGGGAUUUUGUCCAUCUCAUGGAGUCAAGCCGAUCCAGAGCUGCUUCUGAGCAGCGGCAAAGACAACCGGAUCAUGUGCUGGAACCCAAACACCGGAGAGGUGAUUUACGAGCUGCCGACAGCCAAUCAGUGGUGUUUCGAUGUGCAGUGGUGUCCUCGUAACCCCGCCCUCCUGUCAGCCGCAUCAUUUGAUGGGCGGAUCAGCGUGUACUCUGUGAUGGGAGGAUGUCUUCAGCAACAUCAGCACAGCACAGUGGACCAGAUCUCAGCUUCGUUUGACACCAACGACCCGUUUGGAACCGGUCAGACUCUUCCUCCUCUGCAGGUUCCUCAACCCACAGUCGAAACCACCAUCAUCCCUCCUCUGAAAAAGCCGCCCAAGUGGGUACGGAGGCCCGUAGGCGCGUCUUUCGCUUUCGGAGGGAAGCUGGUGACGUUUGAGAACCCUAAAGUGGCUCCUCAGCAGCAGACGGCGCAGCCGAUCCAGCGACAGGUGCACGUGAGUCAGGUGACCACAGAGACGGAGUUCCUCCAGCGCUCGGCUGAGCUGCAGGCCGCUCUGCAGGCCGGAUCCUUCACCAACUACUGCCACAGCAAGGUCAUGAGCGCCCCCUCUGACGCCGAGCAGGACAUAUGGAGGUUCCUCAUGGUUAAUUUUGAAGAUGAGGCGCGUUUGAAGUUUUUGCGACUGCUGGGUUUCAGUAAAGACGAGCUGCAGAGAAAGAUCUCAGCGUGUUUGGGGAGGAAGCUUCAUCCGAACGGUUUAGAUGUGAAUGAUCUGGCUGAGAAGAUGCAGUCGCUUUCUGAUCAGAGAGCAGACGAGUCGGGCGGCGCUGCGGACGGUUUGUCCGGCCGUGAGUCUCCUGCUGAUUUCUUUAGUCAAAUACCAAAGAAAGAGAAAAACAAAGAGCCCUUCCAGAUCCCAGUUUCCUCAGAUACGGACGGUUUGAUCAGUCAGGCUCUGUUGGUGGGGAACUUCGAGGGCGCGGUGGAUCUGUGCCUGAACGACGGCCGAUUCGCCGAGGCCAUCCUCCUGUCAAUCAGCGGAGGGGAGGAGCUACUGAAGAAGACCCAGCAACGAUACCUCAACCGACAGACCAACAGCAUCUCCAUGCUGAUCUCAUCAGUGGUGACCCAGAACUGGCGUGAUAUCGUCCAGAGCUGUGAGCUGGAUAACUGGAAGGAGGCGCUGGCGGCCCUGCUGACCUACGCUGACCCGGAGGAGUUCGCUCGUCUCUGCGAUACUCUGGGCUCUCGUCUGCAGGCUGAAGGCACAGAGAAGCGCUGUCUGCAGGCCUGUCUGUGCUUCAUCUGCUCGGGGAACAUCGAGCGUCUGGUGGAGUGCUGGACGUCCCAGAGAGACUGCUCGUCUCCGCUCGCGCUGGAGGAUCUGGUGGAGAAGGUGAUGAUCUUGCGAAAGUCCAUCGAGCGUCUGCGUAACGGCGAGGUUUGCGUUCAGAGCUCAGCGCUGACCGAGAGGCUCAUCCAGUACUCCAGCAUACUGGCGUCACAGGGCAGCUUGAGUUCAGCGCUCAACUACCUGCCCGACACCUCCGACCAGGCUGGUGUUCGGAUGUUGAGAGAGCGACUGUCACAUGCCAAGGGUGACAUCCUGCAGAGACCGCAGCCGUCUGCGCCAGCAGGAGGCGCUAAAGCACCGGCAAGCACACACACUCCCGCAGCACACACACAGGGGCCGUGCGCGUCCACGGCUCAUCCUCAGAUGCCCCAGCCCGUGCAGCAGCCGAUGCCCCGUCUCUUCACUCCUCAACCGCGGCCGGAGUCUGCUGCUCCUCUUCCUCCUCCUGUUUCCGGAGCAUCGCGUCCAGGCCUGAGACCCGCCUACCCACAACACCCCGCCACAGCUUCCGGUUUUCCUCCAUCUCAGCCGUUUGCUCAGUCCGGUCCCCUUGGAGGUCCGGUGGGUUUCAUGUCUGGCCCAUCGAUGCCCUCCUCCAGCCUGGCGGGUCCCUCAGUGCCACCCUGCUCUCCACCGGGUCCCAUGAUGCCUGGCGGCGUCCCCAUGAUGCCUGCUCCUCCCACCCCGGGAUUCUUGUCUCCCACGUCUCUGCCGGGCGGCCCGUUGCCCUUGUUUCCAGGCGCUCCUCACGCACAAGUGCCUCCUCCCGGCGGGGCGUAUCCUCCUCUCGGAGCCGGGUAUCCUCAGGGCGGCCCUGGAGCGCCAGCGGCAAUGAGUUUCAGUGGCACCAAUGUCCCGCCUCCACCGACAGGAUAUUUCCCAUGGCUGAUGUGCCUCACAGAAGAGGAAGUUCAGGACGGGUGGAACGACCCUCCGGCUGUACGUGCAGGACAACGCAAAAAAAAGCUGCCAGAGAACUACACUCCCCCUGCUCCGAUCACGGCGCCAGUGAUGGGUUUCCCGGCGGAGGCUCCCGUUCCUCAGGAUCGGGUCCAGGUGCCGCCCGGCGCCCCUCAGGAGCCCAGCGUACAGUCCUUACAGCAGCUUCCUGCCGAGCGCGUGGAGCAGAAGGAAAUCCCAGCCGAACACAUGAUCCUCAAGACCACCUUCGGCAGCCUGGUGCAGCGCUGUCAGCUGGCCGCCGCGGACCCGCAAACGAAGCGCAAACUGGACGAUGCCUCCAAACGUCUGGAGAGUCUGUACGACAAACUGCGAGACCAAGCGCUCUCUCCCAGCAUCCUCGGCGGCCUCCACGAGAUCAGCCGCUGCGUGGGAGCCCGUAACUAUCAGCAGGGUCUGGAGGUUCACACGCAGGUGGUGACCAGCAGCAACUUCAGCGAGAUCUCUGCCUUCAUGCCCGUCCUCAAAGUGCUCAUGACCAUCGCCAACAAACUGGCCGUGUGACUCCAAACGCGCCCGCGGCAGAUCCGCUUCACGGUUGUGUUUUGAUCUGUCGCUGAACUGUGCUUUAAGAAUGAACGCAGCGUUAAUAUCCCACCUCUUUCCACUGCUGGUGUUCUCCUCGUGUGUUUGGGAAUUUCCUUCCAUGCAGUAGGCCUUAUUCAUCCUAAAAACAAGCUGAACGAAUUUUUGUAUGGGAUUAUUCAUAAAAACAUUAUUGCAUAAACUGUGUUAAAUCGAAUGCAACGGUUUACCCAGAAAUAGGCCUUAAAACAAGCAGAACCGAGUUGUGCAAUGCAUUUGUAAAAUCAUUUUUACAUUGUUACAUUCAAUUCAGUGUGAUCUGCAUAACUGUUUAAAAGAAUUAAUGCAUAAAUAGCAUUGAAUUGAAUGCAACAUGUUUGCCUAAAAAUACAAAAACAAGCAGAACUAAUUUGUGUAAAUUACUGCAUUCAGUUCAGUUAUGCACUUUUUGUGUAAUCGUUUGCAAAGUUGUGUAAGUUGCAUUGCGUUUCAUUGAAUGCACUGAAAAAAGGCCUUAAAACAAGCAGAAUGAAUUUGUGUAAAUUGUUGCAUUCAAGAAUCUAACAACAGGCAUUUGUCAUUAAACAAAAUUGUUUGUAAAAAAACAAACAUUGUUUUGUAAAUUGCAUUGAAUUGAAUGCAACGGUUUACCAAGAAAUAGGCCUUAAAACAAACAGAACCGUUUUGUGCAAUGCAUUUGUAAAAUUGUUACAUAAAUUGUUGCAUUCAGUUCAGUGCGAGAAUGACUUUGUGCAUAAUUGUUUGUAAAAGAAUAAAUGCAUAAAUUGCAUUGAAUUGAAUGCAUGUGUUUACCUAAAAAUACAAAAGCAAGUAGAAACAAUUUGUGUAAAUUAUUGCAUUCAGUUCAGUUAUGCACUUGUGCAUAAUUGUUUGCAAACUUGUUUAAAUUGCUUUGUGUUGCAUUGAAUGCACAGGUUUGCCUGAAAAGGCCUUAAAACAAGCAGAAUGAAUUUGUGUAAAUUGUUGCAUUCAAUUCUGUGUGAAAAUUUAAGAACAAGCCUUUAGUUAAACACAAAUGCUAAAUUGUUAAUAAAAAAAAAGCAUUCUUUUGUAAAUUGCAUUGAAUUGAAUGCAACAUUUUACCCAGAAAUGGACCUUAAAACAAGCAGAUCCAGUUUGUGCAAUGCAUUUGUAAAAUCAUUGUUACAUAAAUUGUUGCAUUCAGUUCAAUGUGAGAAUCUGCGUAAGCAGAAUAACUUUGUGCAUAUUUGUUUGUAAAAGAAUUAAUGCAUAAAUUGCCUUGAAUUGACUGCAUCUGUAUACCUAAAAUUACAAAAAUUAUUGCAUUUAGUUCAGUUAUUGUUUGCAAAGUUGUGUAAAUUGCAUUGCAUUGAAUGCACAAGUUUGCCUGAAAAGGCCUUAAAACAAGCAGAAUGAAUUUGUGUAAAUUGUUGCAUUUAAUUCAUUGUGAAAAUGUAAGAACAAGCCUUUGUCAUCAAACACAAAAUUGUUUGUAAACAAAAAGCAUUCUUUUGUAAAUUGCAUAGAAUUGAAUGCAACGGUUUACCCAGAAACAGGCCUUAAAACAAGCAGAACUGAUUUGUGCAAUGCAUUUGUAAAAUCAUUGUUACAUAAGUUGUUGCAUUCAAUUCAAUGUGAAAAUCUGCGUAAGCAGAAGGACUCUGUGCAUAAUUGUUCAUAAAAGAAUUAAUGCAUAAAUUGCAUUGAAUUGAAUGCAUCUGUUUGCCUGAAAAUACAAAAACAAGCAGAACGAAUUUGUGUAAACUGUUGCAUUUAAUUCAGUUUGGGAAUGUAAGAACAGGCCUUUGUCAUUAAACACAAAAAAACAUUAUUUUCUAAAUUGCACUGAACUGAAUGCAACAGUUUGCUUUAAAACAAAUUCAUGUAAAUUAUCACGUUUUUUUUUUUGGUGAAACAAGCAGAAUGAUUUUCUGUGCAUAGUUGUUUGUAAAACCAUUUUUGCAUAAACUGCAUUGAAUUGAAUGCAAACGUUUGUCUUAAAACAAGCAGAAUCAAUUUGUGUAAAUAAUCUGUAAAAUCAUUUUUGCAUAAAUUGUUGCAUUUAAUUCAAAGUGAGAAUGUAAGAACGGGAUUUGCACAGAUUUGUGUUUCCUGAAUGAGGUUUUUUUUUUUAUAUAUAUAUAUAUAUUGCGAGAGCAGAAAACUGUAGUUUAUUGGUCGUGUUGAUUGUUAGUGGACAAGGUUCAUUAUUGACUGACUGUUGAAUUCCAUGUUUUUGAGUGGAUUUGGUGAAGGCUUGUUUUCUAUUGCACUUGCUCAUAGAGAGGUUGAUGCUUGAACUGCGUUGCGGUUUCUCCUCCAAACACUCCUGUAGAAAAACCAGAGCUUCAUUAGAUGUUAAUCAAACCAUUGCAACAAAGAUGAAUGGCACUGAAUUCUGUAAGACUUUGGACUGAAGAGAGUGUGAAUCUCAUAAAACCUGACAAGAAAGUGUCCAGGGUCUUAUUUCACCCAAAAAUCAAAGAAUAAAAAGAAAAACAAGCCUGUUUUUGUUUUGCAUGAUGAUAUUUUGACAACUAAGCAUAAUGAAACAACAAAUUCUCAUUGUGCAUCAGUGUUUUUGUAAUUGCCUUUACUCUUAAUUGAUGAUCAGUAAAACUUUUUUUAAAAAAUGAGACUUCUAAAAAAUAAUCUUAUUUAUUUAAAAUGAAAUUUUUGAGGUGAAAUACAACCUAAACAUGUUUUUGAGUUUUUGUGAGAUUCUUCUUUCUUCAGUGCUUUAACAGCAAAGAAACUGAAUGUAACUGAACAGUUAAGCUGAUAAAAGUUCCCACCUUUUUAUGAAUAUGUCCUCGUCACGGUUGUGCCGUUGUUUGUCCGUGUUCAUCAUGAAACCCAUUCAUACUGAGAGUCGUGAGUGAAAACUUCCAUGCUUGAAAACACUUGAAGAAAAAUACACACACCUUUCAUAAAUG
Messenger RNA from Labeo rohita (rohu), 6675 nucleotides. RefSeq names its product SEC31 homolog B, COPII coat complex component (gene sec31b). Gene Ontology annotation, molecular function: structural molecule activity; protein binding. Gene Ontology annotation, cellular component: endoplasmic reticulum exit site; COPII vesicle coat. The transcript is spliced from 27 exons. Gene Ontology annotation, biological process: COPII-coated vesicle cargo loading; endoplasmic reticulum organization; intracellular protein transport. Bases 137 to 3736 code for a protein of 1199 amino acids. NCBI's taxonomy places the organism in Eukaryota, Metazoa, Chordata, Actinopteri, Cypriniformes, Cyprinidae. The record is from RefSeq and is a predicted model, not a curated record.